AUGGAGGCUCUGCGAAGUCGGAGGCCGGGGAACGAGGAGAAGUCGGGGCUGCUCCGGCGGCUAGUCCCCGGCGCGGCGGAGUCCGGGCGUCUGGUGCUGUUCGAGGCCGACCUCUAUGACGCGGCCACGUUUGCGCCGGCCAUCGCCGGGUGCCAGUUAGUCUUCCUCGUCGCCACGCCGCUGCAGCACGACGCCACGAGCACCAAGUACAAGAGCACGGCGGAGGCAGCUCUGGACGCGGCGCGGGUGAUCCUCCGGCAGUGCGAGGAUUCCGGGACGAUGAAGCGCGUGAUCCACACCGGCAGCAUUGUGGCGUGCUCGCCGCUCAAGGAGGACUCCACCGGGUUCAAAGAUGCCGUCGACGAAUCCUGCUGGACGCCGCUCGACGUCGAUUACCCUCUCCGGAACGCAGAUUUCGACGAGUACGUCCUGUCGAAGCUGGUGUCGGAGAAGGAGCUGCUUGCCUACAACGCCGUCGAGAGCCCGGCGUUAGAGGUGGUCACGGUGCCCUGCUCCGUCGUGGCCGGCGACGCGCUCCAGGGCCACGCCACGUUCUCCCUGGAGUGCCUCGUGUCGCCGGUGACCGGUGACGAGCGCCUCCUCGCGGCGCUGAGGCUGCUGCAGCCGCUGGCUGACUCGGUGCCGGUGACGCACGUGGACGACGUCUGCGACGCGCUCGUCUUCUGCAUGGAGCGGCCGGCCAUGGCCGGCAGGUUCCUCUGUGCCGCCGCGUACCUGACGUUCGGCGACGUCGUCGGGCACUUCGCCGCCAAGUACCCACACCUCGACAUCCGCAAAGGGACGGAGGUGUCGCCGAGCGCGCAAGCGCACAGUGACAAGCUGGGCGAGCUGGGGUUCAGAUACAAGUACGGGAUGGAGGAGAUAUACUGGACGGCAGCAUCGACUGCGCAGUGA
This is a messenger RNA of Miscanthus lutarioriparius, 915 nucleotides long. Lineage: Eukaryota; Viridiplantae; Streptophyta; Magnoliopsida; Poales; Poaceae. The record is from the annotation of a GenBank genome assembly.